This is a messenger RNA of Arctia plantaginis, 2658 nucleotides long. NCBI's taxonomy places the organism in Eukaryota, Metazoa, Arthropoda, Insecta, Lepidoptera, Erebidae. The record is from the annotation of a GenBank genome assembly.
AUGUGUAUGCCAACGCCUAAUAAUGUUUCGGGCUUCGGUUACUCGUGGGGCUUUACGAGUUCCGCGGACCUUACUAAAGGCGAGGUGGAGACCCCAAGCAGUUUGAGUUAUACUUUGGGAAAUACGGUAUCCCCGGAGACAACUCUGACUGUUAUGUCUACAAAUAAGCCCCAGGUCCAAGAGAAAGUAGGUGCAGUUACAGUGGCCGUCUCAAAUUCUGGUGCACAACUAACAAGAGUUGUAACAUCAGGUACUCCAUUAACAGGCAGGCGGGCUAUGUUUGUAGUCAAUGAUGCACCUGCACAUACAUUAAACAGGGUAUCUCAGCAAAAUCAGACAGCCACCAUACAAACAACCAAUUUAGCAUCUAAACCGUUCAUGACUCCACUCGGACCUAUCCAGUUAACUGCCGAAGAAUGUAACGAAAUACUAAUGAAAAGAGCCCUUCAAGCUCAAGGAAUACCAACUCCUGUCAUAGACGCAUCGCAACUUAACCACACGUUAUUGAAUGGAAGUUUAAAGAGUUUGGCCGAGGCAACAUCGCAGCAAACGCAGGCUGACACAAUUCAGACGACUGUUCAUCCACAUCAUUUGCUGCAUACGAAGCAGGAGCCAGGGACAACGAACAAUUCGCCUAAAGCGGUUUAUUCGCAGACGGAGUUGCUAAAUACAAACACGAUGGUGACGUCACAGCCUCCAGCCGUGGUUAAGGAGCGGCCGUACUCUUGCGGAGAGUGUGGCAAAUCGUUUCUGCUAAAACACCACUUAACUACACAUGCGAGAGUGCAUACUGGUGAGAGACCACACGUGUGCGCCCAUUGUGGAAAAGCUUUCGCCCGCAAACAUUGCCUCAACACUCACCUGUUACUACAUUCAGCGGAUCGGCCGUACAGGUGUCAUGAAUGUAAAAUGGCGUUCACAUUGAAACAUCACCUUGUUACGCAUUCUAGGGUACACAGCCGUGAUCGACCGUUCGUGUGCCACGAAUGCGGGCGCGGGUUCCCGCUGAAGCGCCACCUUGUGACGCACAGCAAGUACCACGCUGGCGAGCGGCCCUACGUCUGCUCCGACUGUGGGGAGAGCUUUGCGCAAAAGGAACAUCUUGUAAUGCACAGUCGGUUUCACGGCUCGUUGUCACCGUACGUGUGCAGUGACUGUGGUGUAACAUUCGCUCGCAAGUUCCAGCUCGUGAACCACGGGCGUGUGCACGGCAGGGUCCCGCACGCCUGUCCCGUCUGCGGGAAGGAGUUCCUGCAGAAGAGAACCCUUGUGGCACACAUGAAAGUCCAUACGGGUGAAGGAGCAGUAGCAUGCUUAGAAUGCGGAGAAGCCUUCAAAUGUAAACCGGAUUUGCUAGAGCACUAUAAAAUGACGCGACAUUGUUUAAGUGCAUCUCAAACUCAACAGCAACAACAACAGCAACAACAGCAGCAGCAAGCACAACAGCAAGCUCAACAACAAGCACAGCAACAGGCCCAGCAACAAGCUCAGCAACAAGCGCAACAACAAGCACAGCAACAAGCGCAACAACAGCAACAACAACAAGUUACAGUUAUAAAACAAGAUGACUUCAAGCCACAGAUUGUACAGGUAAUAGGUGCUGACGGCCAAAUAGUUAGUGAAAAAACAACGCCUGGUUAUUCUUGUCCUGAAUGUGGUUCCUGCUUCAAUACUAAGGAGGCGCUGUCGCUGCACGUGCGUCUGCACGCGGGCGACCGCACGUGCGUCACCGACCUGUGCGCGCUCACCGCCGCGCUGCAGCCCGGCCUCGUCGCCGCCGCGCACGCCUCGCACGCGCAGCAUCAACCAAUUCAGAUAAUAUCAUCAAAUCCCAACAAUGUUGUUCACACGCAAGUUAUAGCUACAAAUCAUCACGUGACGUCUCCACGGCCGAAAAUACAUUUCUGCGGCGAGUGUGGAAAAGGUUUCGCAGCUAAACAUGGUCUAUUAGCACAUCAAAGAAGGCAUCCCGAUGGCAGCUGUACCCUCCGCACCCACGUGUGCGACCAAUGUGGGAAGGCCUUCUUCCAGAAGAAUCAUCUUAUGUUGCAUCAGAGACAGCAUAUGGACCUGCCGCCCAGAACUGUACCCGUAUGUGUAUCCCGUAUAUACAAAAAUCAACAAGUACAACCCGUAUCGCAACAAGCGCAACAACAAGCCCAACAACAAGCUCAACAGCAAGCCCAGCAGCAAGCGCAACAACAAGCUCAGCAACAAGCAGCGCAACAGGCGGCGCAACAAGCGCAGCAAGUUCAACAGCAGGUGCAACAGCAAGUUCAACAACAACAACACCAGCAGCAACAACAACAACAUCAGAAUAGCCUUGAGAUGGAUCAAGACCAUCAACAGGCAACACACAUACAAGUAGUUACAAACAGAUCUGGGCAAGUGAUAGGCAAUCAAAUAGUUGUGGGCACCGUGGGCGUGGGCCGCCGGUUGGUGACACCGCAGCUGCACAUAGUGGGCAGAGACACCAAGCCGCAGAUCACUCACAUACCACACACGAAACACCAUAAUGCUAGACAACAUACUACCAGUGGUGACGCUAAAGACAUCGGCGGUCUAGUCCUGUCCGCGGGUCGGAACGGGCUCAUCAAGUACGAGAUCUCACUGCCGCCGCAACCGACUUCCGUGGUCCAAGUGCAGCAGUUAGACUGA